AAUGAUAGGUGGCACUGAUUGGCAUUGAUAGGUAGCAGUGACUGGCACUGAUGGGUGACAUUGAAAGGCAGCUCAGAUGGGCACUGAUAUGUGGCAUUGAUGUGCAUUGGUAUGCACUGAUAAGUGGCAUUGAUGUGGCACUGGCACGUGGCACUGAUGGGCUCUGGCACGUGGCACUGAUGAGCACUGACAGGUGGCACUUCUGGGGCCACGCUGAUCAUCAGGGCACACUGAUCAUCACUGUCAGCGUGACAGCUCGAGAGGAGUGAAAUGCCAAUAACCGGCAUU
Molecule: messenger RNA, 288 nt
Organism: Staurois parvus
Lineage: Eukaryota; Metazoa; Chordata; Amphibia; Anura; Ranidae
Source: the annotation of a GenBank genome assembly